Messenger RNA from Struthio camelus australis, 609 nucleotides. NCBI's taxonomy places the organism in Eukaryota, Metazoa, Chordata, Aves, Struthioniformes, Struthionidae. The record is from RefSeq and is a predicted model, not a curated record.
GCCGACCUCUUCACCGGCAUCCUGCCCAACGUCUACAACCCCCCAUCCGGUUUCUGCUGGGACCAGCUCUGCUCUGACCCCCCUGUGGUGGACGGGGACAGUGAGGAGAACAACGUGGACACCAUCGUCACCUCCUUCCUGCAGAUCGCAGCCAGCCAGGCCGAGCACUACCGCACCAACCACAUCAUCAUGACGAUGGGCUCCGACUUCCAGUACGAGAACGCCAACCUGUGGUUCAAGAACAUGGACAAGCUGAUCGCCCACGUCAACGCCCGGCAAGCUAACGGCAGCCGUGUCCAUGUCCUCUACUCCACCCCGUCCUGCUACCUCUGGGAGCUGCACCGGGCCAACCUGUCCUGGUCCCUGAAGACGGACGACUUCUUCCCCUACGCCGACGGUCCGCACCAGUUCUGGACGGGGUAUUUCACCAGCCGACCGGCCUUCAAGCGCUACGAGCGGCUCAGCAACAACUUCCUGCAGAUCUGCAACCAGCUGGAGGCCGUGACGGGGCCGGUGGCGCGGGAAGGGCCCUACGGGCCCGGGGACGGCUCUGUGCUCCGUAAGUCUUGGCACUCGAAGCGCUGGGGGGGCCGCUCCGAGCCUCCCUGA